ACCUGUUCAGGCGAUGUCAUGGAAAGAGCAGGUGUUCUUAAUGUUUAGUAUAAUCAGUGUAUAAGUUGUAUUCUUGAAGAAUCAAUGGGUAUAUAUCAUUAAUUUAGAAGUCCAAAAAUGUAUGUAGCAACUAAGGAUUCUAGCUUUAACUAAAACUGCUAGAAAUAUUUGUAUUAACAUAAUAACAAUGAUAACACAAUUACUAUUGCUUGUGGUAGCUAUGAGCAUCUGAGCACCUCGCCCCCUGAUCUCAACAGCAUCCCUAUUGGCUGAGAUUUGACCCGAGCCACAGUGCCUUAGCCCUUAGCAGGGAGCAAAAUCAAAAUGGCUGAAGAUCACAAAGUCUUGGUAGUAAGARACAUUGGCUUGAGGGAUAUAAAAAGGAAUGAAGGUGGAACACAUCUCAGACUCAUUUAUAUUGUUUCAUUUUAAAUGGUUAGCCUAAGUUGACUGAAAUCCAUCUGCAAGAUUCAGUGCAUUAAGGUAUAUAUUAGUUGAUCAUUGAUAUUCUGGGACCAGAUCUGUGUAGUAGGUGAUUAGUAAAGUAGUUUUACUGUACUUCAAUAGAGAACCUGUAAAGUACUUUGAGACAGAAAGCCUUCCAAAACUGCAUCUUCUUAUUUCUCAGAGGAAAUGAGAGAGUUAUUGGGCCAAUACAUCUCAGACACCCUCAGCUAUGUCUACACGGUGAAGGAAUUCUGUGAUAGGCAUCCAAGGUGGAUCCUGCAGAGAAAGGAGGAACAAUCCAAGAUGAAGAACAUCAAGGAAAUGUCAGACAGAAUCGAUCUUAAAUUCAGCCGAGUCUUGAAUGCAGAAGACAAGACCAAGGCAUUAGGAGAGUUCACGAAAGACUAUCUGACCCAGGUGACUGCAAACCGUAGGCUUAAGGAGCUGGAGAAGGAGCUGGAAGCUGUACUGAAGGACACUCUCAAUGGGCUGGAGGAGCUGGACUGCUUCAUGGAUGCUGUGGAGAGGCUGGUGGUCACCUCUGUGUUUGUAUUUGCUGAUGAAAACCGGUUGUGUCCUCUGCCUCAGGGGAGGGAACAAGCAAGUGUCCGAGCUGUCAUCACCUCCGCUAGAAUGGCCUGUCCUCUCCUCAUCCACUUUAAGAGGGACGCAUCGGCCUUCUUUUCCCCAUGCCUCCUCAAUGUGGAGGUGCUGCACGUAUACUUGGAAAAUUACAUGAACAUCUCUGAGCAGCUGUGUGAGAGAAUGGGAUUGGGAAAAACAAAAACAUUUUGCAGAGAGAAGAAUGACAACUUGAUGAGUGACACCAGCCCUGAAGUGAAUGAAAAGUCCAUGCAGAACAUGUUUAACCAUUUGCGGCAUUUGAGUGAUAUCAGGAUGGACCAGCAMCUCAGACUGACGUUCCUGUUCCAGGAGUCUGCCCUGCGCUUCAUUGGUCUGUUCAGUCAGUGCCACUCCAGAAUGCUGGACUUUAUAAAAGAGCUGGAAAGGAGAGCUGGCAAACUAGAUAAUAUGAAGAAAGGGGGUUAUAUCUCCAGUGUGGUAGGCAGUGCAGUGGGGGCAACAGGAGGGGCUCUGACCAUCGCAGGCCUUUGUCUUGCCCCUGUUACUGCUGGGCUGUCACUGGGGCUCACCAUCGCAGGGAUUGGAAUGGGUGUGACCAGUGGGGUCAACAGUCUAACCACCGGUGUUACAAAGGUGGUGUUUAAAAGCUACCAAAACAAGAAAGCCAAUACAAUCUUUCAAUGUUUCAUGGAGGACAUGCAAAGACUCCAUGGUAGUCUGGAGAAGGUGGCCAGCAACAUUUGCCCUUUGGAGCCGAAGGUGGUGGCAUUAGUGGUUGGGAAGAAUAUAGGCAAAGGUGGUGCGAGUUUAGGAAAGAAGAUCAAUGGCAUAGUAAAAAAUACCUCUGCAAUAGAGGCCUUAAUGGGAAAAGGCGUGGUUAUAGGUGCAGGCAAGGUGGGACUCCAAGAGGGCAAAACAUUUGCUGCAGAUUUACCUGACAUUGGGAUGUUGGCCCAAGGCACUCCACUCGCCCUCUCUAGGACAUUAAGGCGAUGCGCCGUGGCCUCAAAUGCCCUGUUCAUUGGCCUGGACAUCAUCACUAUCUGUAAAGACAGUGUCAGCCUCGCCAAAGGCAGCAAGAGCAAGAGAUCCCAGCUCAUCCGAGCCAGAGCAGCACUGUGGCGCACAGAGAUCGACUCAUGUCAGAGGAUCCAUGACUCACUGUGCCGAGGCAUCUGGAGGUUCAGAAAGAGUCAGAGAAUCCUGGAGAAACCCUUUUACCUUGUGAAGGAGUUUGAAAGUCUAGAGCCGCUUGUGCAGAUGGGACUAAUGGAGCAGCCUGAGGAUGAUAUAGAAACUCUGGUGCAGCCUAUGGAGGAGACGAGACUCCUGGGGCAGCCUAUGGAGGAGACGAGACUCCUGGGGCAGCCUAUGGAGGAGACGAGACUCCUGGGGCAGCCUAUGGAGGAGAUAGAAAAAGGUACAAAAGUCGUUAAAUUGAUUUGCCCUUAAACAUGUCACAUACUGUACACAGCAGAUGUUGAAUGAUAUUAUGUGCAUGUAUCAGCAAAAAUACUCAAGCUUCUAAGUCUUUGAAAUUCACAAAGCGGGCAUUGCCAUUGGUUAAUUAAUUGCUUUUCCAUUAAAAAUCCCUGUCUCUAGGUUUUUGCGACUGGAUGUGGCAUUUCGGCAUGGUGUUGUUGCUGUUGCUGUUAGCAUAUGUAUGGGCUGAGAACAUUUAUAAGUAGAAAUUGAGAAAAUUACGAAGCCAAGACACCUGCCAUUUGGACUGCAUUGUUUCCUGUGCAUCACUUCCUGUACGACCUAAUUGCUUAACAUGUAGAUUUGAAAUGAUUACUGUGCAUGGUUUUAAAGUUACUUGGACUUGAGAAUAGAAGAGAACAUAUUUUUUUCUUAAAUGUAUUUAUGAUUAUUACAAUUUUUAUUCAAACCACCCCUUUAUCUGGGCGGUGUUCAUGUUGUCGAAUAGUCAGAUCUAAAUAUUCUAAAUGUAUUAUAUAGAAGAAACAGGCCUCUCUGACAUGUCAAAUAAUGACUCACUAUCUUUCAGCAACAUUAGUACUUGUACCAACUGAGCGUAGCUGUUCUACGUCAGAUUCUAGAACUUGUCACACUGUACAUUGAUGUAGUGUAACAAUUUAAAAAAGAGUUUCAAAAGAGUUACAUCCACAUUACAUUGUUGUGAAAAUCUAAUAGGCCUACAUAGUUAUUUCAACAUGGUUAUUCUACUUCUGAAUUGUAUAGGCAUAUACUGCCCUCUAGUGUCUUUCAGUGUCUUUUACUCAUGUGACAUGUCUUGCUGUUAUUGAUUGUUACUCACUUCAGUUAAGAUAUGUGCAGAUAAAAGUGCAUUAUUUUCUACUUUAGCAAUGUUUAAAUAUCCAUACAGAGUUGAACUGCAGAACUCCAGAGAUUUUCAGAAACAGUGAUACCCUCACCGCUUAYAGAAGAUUAAUGUAGCCCUACAACUAUUUUGAUUCACAACUUUAUAAUAUGAAAACGGUAAAAUAGCUGCAAUACACCUGCUAUGAUUUAGCAGAUUAACUUGUGCAGAAAUCUAUUAACCAGAUCGAUCUUUUCAAUAUGGUGUCAUUUUCAUAGCCUAAGUGCUUUGUGACAAGGAUCGAUGAGUUGUGCGUCCCAAGAUGCCGUUCUGCACACCACUGCRCCGUUAUUUGCCUGUUUGUGGCCAGCCUGUUAGCUUGCACGAUUCAAGCUGCUUUCGCCCACAGGACUGCCGCUGACUGGAUGUUUUUUGUUUGUCGCACCAUUCUCWGUAAACCCUAGACAUUGUCUUGCGUGAAAAGCAGAGAAGGGCGGCCAUUUCUGAAAUACUCGAUCUGGCGUGCCUGGCACUGACGAUCAUACCACACUCAGUCACUUAGGUCACUUGUUUUACCAUUUCUAACGUUCAAUCAAACAGUAACUGAAUGCCUCAAUGCCUGUCUGUCUGCUUUAUAUAGCAAGCCACRGCCACAUGAGUUACUGUCUGUAGGCACAAUCUUUUUUUUCUUGAACAUCGGUGUACCUAAAAACUGUCCAGUAAGUGUAUGUUACAGGUGUAAUUACAGAGCUGGGUCUAAAAAACUGUCCAGUAAGUGUAUGUUACAGGUGUAAUUACAGAGCUGGUCUAAAAACUGCCAGUAAGUGUAUGUUACAGGUGUAAUUACAGAGCUGGGUCUAAAAAACUGCCAGUAAGUGUAUG
Messenger RNA from Salvelinus sp. IW2-2015, 4198 nucleotides. The record is from RefSeq and is a predicted model, not a curated record. NCBI's taxonomy places the organism in Eukaryota, Metazoa, Chordata, Actinopteri, Salmoniformes, Salmonidae.